This is a messenger RNA of Nerophis ophidion (straightnose pipefish), 1666 nucleotides long. RefSeq names its product growth arrest-specific 1a (gene gas1a). Bases 373 to 1134 code for a protein of 253 amino acids. NCBI's taxonomy places the organism in Eukaryota, Metazoa, Chordata, Actinopteri, Syngnathiformes, Syngnathidae. Gene Ontology annotation, biological process: regulation of cell cycle. The transcript has a single exon. The record is from RefSeq and is a predicted model, not a curated record.
CGCGUCAAAGUCACAACAAGGGGGCCGAGCGACCAAUGAGCUGCUGCGGGCUGCUGAGUUCUGGGGGCCCGGGGAGCUCCGAGAGCAAAAACGCCUAAGAGCGCCAGAACUUUCUCACUCGUCUUGUUUUCUCCUCAGUGAUCGAUCCAGCGACUUGAAGCACACUUUUGGAUUAUUUGUUGGAUUUUUAUGUUUUUGGGGUUUGGAAUAAAUCGGGGAGGGGGGACCUCCGAACAUAUGGAAUGAUUUGUCCGGGUAAGAAACGCUCGCCCACGGAGCAGAGAUUCCAGGGAUUAACUUUUUUAGUGGAAAACCAAAGUUCCGGUUUAUGACUCUGUUGUGAGUUCCAGCGCCCCCGCCGCUACCGCCACCAUGCCGCGGACCUUCCGCGGAUCCCUCCGCCCGCUGGCGUGCGUGCUCGCCCUGGCCGCGUGCUUGUCCGCGGCGACGCCGCCGCACGGCCGGAGGCUGAUCUGCUGGCAGGCCAUCAUGAACUGCCAGACGGAGCCGGAAUGCAACUACGCCUACGACCACUACCUCCGCGCCUGCGGGCCGGUGUUGAGCGGCGAGCGGAAGAAGUGCCCCAGCCACUGCAUCUCCUCCCUGGUGCAGCUCAACAUGACCCGCAACGGCCCCGCGCUGGAGGACUGCAGCUGCAGCCACGAUGCAGUGUGUACGCGCACCAAGCGGGCCAUCGAGCCCUGCCUGCCGCGGACCACCAGCACGGGCUGCACGGAGGCGCGGCGCCAGUGCGAGCGCGACCCGCAGUGCAGCUCCAGCAUGCGGGACUACUUGCACCACUGCGGGAAGCUCUUCAGCGGCGCCGUGUGCACCAACGCCUGCCGCGGCGUCAUCGCCAACAUGCGCCGCAUCCCUCGGGGGCAGCAGCUGGACGCCUGCCUGUGCGACGGCACAGAGAGGGCCAUCUGCGAGUACGUCAAAAGCAGCAUGAAGACGCUGUGCUUCGACACCCCGGAGCGGGAGGAGAGCAGCGGCUCUCACGAGGGCUUCGACCCGGGGGACGACGAGGACUACACGCACCCUGACUACAGGGAAGAGCCGGAGAGCGGAGCCUCUUUCCUGGAGGGCCACUUUGUUUUGACGCUGCUGGCAUCCAUGUUGGCCCUCAUUUAAGACUUUCAGGUUGAGUUCUUUUCUAUGCAAAUGUUAUCAAAAAAAAGCACACAAUAUUUUGUGUGAUGGGGUCUCAAACUUGUUUCUCUCUAUACAACUCCAUAUAUCAGUGUACUUGUGCCCCUUACACUUCAAUAUACGAUGCCGAGCUUCACUCCUACCAGACCAGGGGCCUCAUGUAAUAAGACUAAAAAUAGCAAAAUCCAGAAAACUAUGUACACAAGUAAAAAUUCAGAUGCAUUAAAGCGUGCAGAUGCACAAAUUUGCACUUUUCAGUCAUGAUACAACUCAUCUUUGCCGUGAAAAAGGGAGUACACGCCAGGUUUAUGUGCGUAAACGAGCUGGCCCCAGGGGUUUCCCACCGAUGAUCUUGAGUAGUCAAAGCAUGUUUUCUUAAACUAGUUUUACAACUGAUCUAUUCAAACAAAAAUCCUCUAUUUGAUGACAAGUUAGCACAACAUGACAUAAAGCAGGGGUGUCCAAAGUGCGAUCCAGGGGCCACUUUUUUUUUUUUUUUUUUUUUACUGGCCCC